Molecule: messenger RNA, 2602 nt
Organism: Protopterus annectens (West African lungfish)
Lineage: Eukaryota; Metazoa; Chordata; Ceratodontiformes; Protopteridae
Gene: RTN4RL2
Product: reticulon 4 receptor like 2
Exons: 3
Coding region: 452-1774 (440 amino acids)
Cellular component (GO): plasma membrane
Molecular function (GO): protein binding
Source: RefSeq, a predicted model, not a curated record
AUCUCAGAGACCUUUAUUCAUACCUCAAAGGUCUGAGUCACUGCAUUUUAACCAUAUGCAUACAUCAUUCUGAAGGGCACAGUAAUGCAGGUUUUUGUUGAUACAUUGCUGAUUCUUGGACUAAGAUGAACUACUCCUUGGAAAAUAAAUCUUAUAAUCAACAUCCAUCUAAGGAGCAGCAAAAGAAGAGCCUAAAGGUCACAGGCUGGGAAUAACCUGCUUACUAUUACUGAAUGUGCUACACUCAACCACCAGCAUGUUUGAGCUGGUACGGUCACAGAGAGACAAUCCCCAGAACUACAUACAGUACUCCAGAGAAAAUCUUGCAAACUGUGUCUGCCACCUCUGGAUACAUGAAGGAUGGUCCAUGACCACAGAGUAAAAAGAGAAGGACACCAUUUGGAAUUUUCCCAGGAGCAGCCUGAAUAUAUAUCUUCAUGCUAACACCCUCAUGAGCAAAGGCAGAAAUUCAACAAUGAAGCAGGAAUCUGCAAGUGUUCUUCUCCUCCUAACUGCCUUGUAUGCCAUUUAUAAAGUGGAAUCUUGCCCUAGUGUGUGUACCUGCUACUCUGAUCCCAUGACAGUCAGCUGCCAGUCCCAAAACUUCCAACAGAUCCCCCCUGGUAUUCCUGCGAACAGCCAGCGAGUCUUUCUCCAGAAUAACCGCAUACUGGAACUCCGCACUGGCAGCUUUGGCAUUCACACCACUGUGCUCUGGCUCUAUUACAACAACAUCUCCUAUAUUGAGCCAGGUACAUUCUGGAAGCUGAGGAACCUGGAGGAGCUGGAUCUUGGAGAUAACCGAAACCUGAGGAAUUUGGAUCCAGAUACCUUCAGGGGGCUAGAAAAGAUCCAAAGUCUUCAUAUCUAUCGCUGUGGCCUAAGUAGUUUGCCUCCCACCAUCUUUAGGAAGCUUUAUACCCUUCAGUACCUCUACCUCCAGGAAAACAACCUUCAGUAUCUUCAGGAUGACCUUUUUGUGGACUUAGUCAAUUUAACCCAUCUCUUCCUUCAUGGUAACAGUAUCCGUGUCCUUUCCAAGAAUGUAUUCCGUGGGUUAUUUAACCUGGAUCGGCUUUUGUUACAUGUGAAUAAAAUUCAGGUGGUCAACCGGUGGGCUUUCCAAGAUCUCUCCAAAGUGACAAUCCUUUAUCUUUUCAACAACAGUCUUUCUGAGCUCAGUGGAGAAACCAUGGAUAGCCUGGCAUCCCUACAGUUCCUUCGGCUUAAUGCAAAUCCCUGGAUCUGUGACUGCAGAGCCCGCUCACUCUGGGAAUGGUUCAAGCGUUUUCGUGUUUCCAGCUCAGAUCUGAUCUGUGUCCUUCCAGAAGAAAAGAAGGACCAAGACCUGAGGUACCUGACAGAUAAAGAUUUCAGUGCCUGUCCUUUAAGCAAUCCAAGUCAAGAUAGAACAAUUGGUAGAAACAGGGCUUCAAGCAAUGGAAGACUAGGGUUCAAUGGCACACUAAACAACUUGUAUGGGUCUGCUGAAGGCAAAGGUUCUAGUCCUAAACCAGAUCCUUCCACUUUCUAUAAGGGCCUGAAAUCAAAUAAUGGUUUGAGCCCUAAAUAUAACAUGCCAACAGGUGAGGAUGACUGGCCGAACUAUGAGAAUGAGGGGGAGCUCACUUCCUCCUCUCCAAACAGAAAGAAAAAGUUACCAGGCAGAUGUUUUGGUUCAGAAUGUGAAACAGAAGACUCUUCCAUCAGUCAGUGGUUCUGCCACUGGUUUGUAUGGAUACCUAUAUUGGCUACAGCACUGCUGUUUCAUUAGGAUCUUGAAAGUUGGUUUGCUGCCACAUUGUGUAAGGAAGAGAACCGAAACCAAGUCCCACUUUACUAAUCGAAAGAGAAAGUGUACCCAGAAGCCCUCAAGGCAGGACAGUUCACAUACUAGCCUGAAAUGAGAUGGUGUGUUCCUUUAAGAUGAAGCCAUUGUCUUGCACAACCAACACAAUGUAAAUAUUAUCUGAUGACAAAUAAUUUAGUUGAUGGGACUUACACAAAAUAUAUUUAUAUAUUGAAUUCUAACUGGAUAUAUUAACUUUAAUUAUGGACAAGAAUGUCUGAACCUCUGAACAAACUGCAUUUAUUUGUUGCUCCACACAUGAUCUUUUUCUUACACUCAACACUUCAGUAAACCCAUCAGCUACUAGGAGGGGUAUGACUUUGUGAAGAAACAAAGUAAUCACAGAUUCAUAAGAGUGGUGGGGAGCAGUUUUCCGCUCUACAAUGUAUUAUUGGCUCUCCUGGGCCAUCAUAAAGAAUGUUUUCAUUUUUUAAUUAUUUUUGUGCAGUUUACUUAUUUUAUGAAAGUGUAAGCGAAUCACAUUGCACUUUUUUAAGUGGAGAUGUUCAGAUAAAACUAGUACAAGAUGCUAGGAGCUGGAGUCAACAUGCGUCAGUGAAUGCUAAAAGUUUUAUGUAAUGUUGAAUAGUUACUGGUUCUAAAAGCUGUCAUAAUAAAGCACUGUUUGAUUGGAGUAACCUGAGAAAGUAGUGCUUCACAGGAAUGUAGUCAUGUGUAAAACUUUACUGUUUAAGGGAUACUGUAUGCCAGUGGAAAACUGUAAGCCCAAAUAAAUUUAUAAUUGUUUGAUUA